Molecule: messenger RNA, 3806 nt
Organism: Pseudogymnoascus destructans
Lineage: Eukaryota; Fungi; Ascomycota; Leotiomycetes; Thelebolales; Thelebolaceae
Exons: 8
Coding region: 118-3453 (1111 amino acids)
Molecular function (GO): protein binding
Source: RefSeq, a predicted model, not a curated record
CAACGCCCCGCAUCCCCAAAUUGAUGUCCCACCGACUCCAUCAUCCUUAACAGCUCUUCAUGUCCACUUUCCUUCUCCUCUCCCCAGAACGUCCCACCUUUUCACUAGACUGCAGUCAUGGCGACCGCCGGCCAUCUUCACGUCCUGCGGGAUUCAGUUGAUACUUCUGAGGAUGGCGUCGACAUUGUCCUCGUUCCCGGCACAGGAACUACCUCACCGGAGAACUGGCCCUUUGCUGACCCAGAAUGGCUCGCCACCCUACCUGGCUCCGGUGCUGGGGCACGCAUCCUCGCGUACGAAUAUGCUUCGCCAUUUGGGGGCACCAAGCCUUCGUGGGAGUCGAUUCUGAUACUGGGUUACGACUUUCUCCAACAUUUAAGUGAUGCGCGAUCACAAUCAGACCAAUCUUUGACCACUAACAAGCCAAUUUUAAUAGUCUGCCACAGCUUAGGUGGCGUUGUAGUCAAACAGGCUUUGUGCGUCGCUAACAAACAGUUUCCUCGGUAUGGAUCAACUGUCAACGCUAUAGCUGGCGUUAUCUUCCUAAGCACUCCACAUCGCUAUGGCAAGAAGACCACGAGUUUGGUAGGGUUUCGAGACGUCCUGGAAGCAACGACCGGUAAGAUCCUGAAGAUUUCAAACGCCAAUAUCGAGCAGGAAGGCGCCAUUUUGCUCGACCUCGCAGAUAGGUUCGAAGGAAUUGCGUUCCGUACCCCCAUGCUAUCCGUGUAUGAACUGAGAGAAUCGAAAAACAGUUCGACAACAUUGCGCCCAAAAUACCAACAAUUGGUUAACCGUGAAGCUUGUUCAACUCAUGCCCCAAUGGAAACAGUUAUUGGCCUCAACCUCAAUCAUCACGAGACUUGUCUUUUCACUAAGAGCGUUGGCGGCGAAGGCUUACCCGAGUUCAACAAGUUUAUUUACGAGACGUUUCAUGACGCUGCGCAUCUUGUUGCACUUCGACUCGAGGACCAGGAAUACCAAUACGCAACGAUGAGCGCUUAUUCGCCAACGAUUAGCGAACUACCGCUCAAAGCUGAGCAAUUGGAACUUACCGAAUGGUCAUCGAACAAAGCAACAGAAUGGCCUUCGACCAGAGCAACAGAAGGAACAUCUCUUUCGGGGUUUGAGUUGGUAUAUCCUACAACACCAAACACUGAGAUUCGGAAAACCCUUCACUUACCAUGCUUCCUUUUCAAUACGCAUUCGGCAAAUGAGGAUUUCUGCGGCCGCGAAGAUAUCUUGGAGCGUCUUGCGGUCGAGCUCUUGCCUUCGAAGAACAUAGUGACAGCGUCGGGCACAUCUCUACGACAAUUCGCACUUUGCGGAUUUGGGGGGAUUGGAAAGACGGAAAUAGCCCGCGAGUUCUCCCGACGUCACAAAGCUUCCUUUGAUGCAGUAUUCUGGGUCGCGGCGGAUAAGGUUGCGAAACUUGACCACCAUUACCAGCAAAUUUCGUUGGCACUAGGACUCGAAGAUUCAUCCGAGUGUAGGAGUCAGAUUGUCAGCAGAGAAAUUGUGAAAGGAUGGCUCUCCAAUCCCCGAAACUAUCUCUCGGGGUCGGAUGAGUUUGUUGAACCUGGUGAAGCUAGAUCAGAAGCGACCUGGCUGCUUAUAUUCGACAACGCAGAUGACCCAAUGAUCCUGGCGGACUACUGGCCCCAGGGCAGUGGAUCAAUUCUUGUCACUAGCCGCGACCCAUUAGCUAAAAACAUGUUUACGAGAAGACCUUUAGGACUAGAUCUCGGCCCACUUACACAGCAAGACAGCCUUUCCCUAUUCAACCAUCUCACUAGCAUUUCCAAUGAGCCCGAAGACGAUACAGCGCGACAAAUUUCCGAUGCACUUGGUGGCGUCCCGCUGGCCAUCUCCCAGAUGGCAGGUGUUAUCCGUCGACAGGACCUUACCUUGUCAGAGUUUUUCGAGCUGUAUACGGAUCAUGAAGAACAUGCCAGUCUUUAUGAGACAAAGUUCGAUACCAAUUUAGUCACAUAUCGUCACUCCCUCGCCACUGUUUGGGCGUUUGAGAAGCUGAAGCCUCAAUCUCGACAGCUGUUGGAGCUGAUUUCAUUUCUUGAUCCAGAUGUCAUUGGGGAAGGCUUGUUGAUGGAAGCAUCGGUGGAACUGCUUUCCGACGGCGCACAGUUCAAGAAGAGUAACUACAUUGAGGCUCGAGCUGAUCUCUUGCAGUCAUCUCUGGUCCACAGAGAUAAGCAAAAGCAGCAGAUAUCGGUCCAUCGCAUUGUACAAGAUGCAAUCUUGGCAACAAUGGAUGUUACGAAGAAACGGUUGAUGUUCGACCAAGUCGUUCGAAUCCUUUGGGCGAACUGGCCAUCGGCUAUGCCCAAGCCAUCAAAAAAGCCAGAGCUACCCCAGCCCAAGUCAACUGGCGGCAGGUUACAUGUUGGAAGGUGGCCUGUUUGUGCGGCGAUUUAUCCCCACGUUCUAAGGAUACAUCAGCUCUGGCCAGCCAUUUUAGAUCCCUCCGAGGCCACCAGGUUGCAUUUUGCAAAGUUACUGAAUGAGGCUGCAUGGUAUCAAAAAGAGCGUGGACGAACAAAGGAAUUUGAUGGCUUCUUCGAAACUGCUCUCAGUAUCUGCGAGUUCUCAACACACCCGGAUCGAGAUUCUCUGCUUGCAGACAUUUACUUCUGCUUAGGAGCUAUCGCCAUGGAUGCGAGCGACUUCGAUACAAGCCGCGUUCACAAAGAAUGUUCUCUCGAUCUAGUUUCCAAAAUCUGCGAAGAGCUGGGAACUGUCGACGAGAGGUUAUACCUCGCCUACGCAGAGCGAGGGAUCUCACGCAUUCAGGAUAGACGGUACGAGGAGGGUGAAGCCGAUCUCAAGGAAGCGCUAGGGAUCCGCAAAGCUCUCGGCAACUACAUUCCCCGGGCGGGCGAGGCCAAUCUGAGCUGGGCUCUUCUUGCGCAGGGCAAGCAUGAAGAGUGCAACACGCUUCUUCUGGACAGUUUGGCGCGCAGAGAAAAGGCUCUGGGCAAGGAUGAUAGGGAAUCUGUCCGGACUGGACUGAUUCUUUAUGCACUUGGCAACCUCCGUGCUGCGCAAAACCAAUGGGAUGAGAGUUUUGAAUACCACCAGAGAGCGUGGCGCCACAUGCGCGCGACGGUGGGUGAGGGAGAUUUCUACACUGCAAAUGUCACCCAUAAGAUCGCGGAGCAUUUUAUCCGCUUAGGCAGGAGCCAAGAGGCGAUUGCUAUGAUAAACGGGGCGCUGGACAUUUGGUCUGUUGAUCCGAGUGCACACAAGAACGAGAUUGCUCGCACUACGUUCCUCAAGGGCAAAUUGUUCGAGGCGAUGGGCAAGAUGCAAAAAGCUUCCAUUGCUCUUAGAGUUGCCUGUCGCUUGAGAAAGGAGAUUACCAAGGAGGAUCGAGACGCGAAGAGCUUGACGACGGAAGACUUUGACGAGAUUAUUGCUUUUUGGGCUCGUUAAUGAGCCCCUUCUUCUUUUUGUAUGCUAGCAAAGUGCCUAAUUGGGCAAUUUUAUCAGCCUAAUAUGAGUACCGUAUGGUGAAGACUCUGCAUCUUCGUGAUCUAAAGCUUCUAGAAGAAGAAAAGAGAAUUCCUUUCUUUGUUGCGGGAACCAGAGGAACACUACGUCGUCUUUACCGCAAGUGUUGUGCGCUCUGUUAGAUUGGUAACGCUAACAAUUCCAUUGGCAGUGGUAAAAAGUAUAACAUCGAAAGAAUAGGACUCAACAUCGCUGGUGUGAGUUCACGGGACAUAUAAACGAUAGGAGUACUGGCACCUAAAAAUGGUACUUUUGGAUUUCAGGAGAUGAGAGUC